Bombyx mandarina (wild silkworm) is the source of this 2836-nucleotide messenger RNA. It is a transcript of the gene bigmax, whose product is annotated as helix-loop-helix-leucine zipper transcription factor bigmax. The record is from RefSeq and is a predicted model, not a curated record. Gene Ontology annotation, biological process: regulation of transcription by RNA polymerase II. NCBI's taxonomy places the organism in Eukaryota, Metazoa, Arthropoda, Insecta, Lepidoptera, Bombycidae. Gene Ontology annotation, cellular component: nucleus. Gene Ontology annotation, molecular function: RNA polymerase II cis-regulatory region sequence-specific DNA binding; protein dimerization activity; DNA-binding transcription factor activity, RNA polymerase II-specific.
ACUUAUGUACGUAAUUGUACCAAAAGUCGGAAAUAAUACUGUUAUUUUAGUUAUCAGUAAUUUGAAAUUUGAUUUUAGUAUUACGUUACGUAAAUGUUACGUAACCACAUGGUUCAAAAGUGAUUUAAUUCGGGUCAUGAAGUACUUGUCCAAGACUAUCUUAUAUUUAUAAUGUUAUCAAUGUAUUCUUCAUACCCUACAUAGAAAUAAUGGAACAAGGCACCAUGAACUCCGAAAAGUGAAAGAUCGCAUUAAUGUAAUGUUUUAUUUUAUUAAAGUUUGAUUAUAACAAUUAAUAUCCCAAUAUGUAUCCUCGUUGUGGCAGUAGCGGAUCUAUUCAAAACAUACAUCAAACGCCGUCCUCCUCAAAUCAAAACACAGAGGAUGAAGAUGACAGUGGUGACAACAAGGCAUCUGCACUCAGUUUCAAAGAGAGAAGAAGGGAAGCUCACACACAGGCAGAGCAGAAAAGAAGAGAUGCAAUUAAGAAGGGCUAUGAUUCACUCCAAGACCUUGUGCCUACUUGUCAGCAGAGUGAUGCGUCUGGCUACAAACCAAGCAAAGCUGCAGUCCUUCAGAAAUCAAUUGACUACAUCCAGUAUUUGUUACAACAGCGUCGUAGACAGGAAGAAGAGCGCAAUGCAUUGCGUAAAGAUGUUGUCGCUCUUCGAAUAAUGCAAGCAAAUUAUGAACAAAUUGUUAAAGCUCAACAUUCCGUACCUGGUCUGAAUGAGCAAAGGCUGACGGACCAAGACAAAUUUCAAGUGUUUCAGGGUAUAAUGGAUAAGCUGUUUGAAUCAUUUGAAUCUGUACCGACAAACGACUUCGCUGAGUUCUCAGCGGGUGUCUUCAAUUGGCUGGAAGAAUAUUGCAAACCACAAUCCUUGAGGACUAUGGUACACGGUGUGCUGAGAGAUCAGAACUACACACUUUAAAUAACAAAUAUCUUUUCAAAAUAUUUCACAGCAGUUUGAGUAACCUCAAAAAAAAAAAAGUACUAGAAUAAUAAUUUUGCCAAUUAACGUUUUAUUCUACUUAUUAUUUUGUUUCUGCAUUUCCAUGAUUAUUCUUGAGUUAUCAAAUUUAUUUUAGUAGCACAAUAAAUACUAGGAGUGUUCAGUAAAAAGUGAUUAGAGUAUGACGCAAUUAUCUCUUAUUUAACUUCAUAAUAUUAUAUUUCGACGUAGUCACCUUUUAGAUACACAGAUAUAGUUUUUAGAUACACUUUGUAUGCCUUUCUUCUAAAACUAUAAUUUCCAUUUCAAAAACAAACUUCUUGAACCCUUAGGAAACCGUCUACCGCGGCGACUAUUGCGUCAUCAUCUUCAAAUUUAUGACCCCUGAGAUGUUCCUUUAACCGCGAAAAUACGUAGAAAUCACUAGAACCUAGGUCCGGUGAACAUGGAGGAUGUUCCAAUUCAAAGGCAGCUUCUUGUAUGGCAGCCAUCGCAACUCUGGACUUAUGCGGGGGGUGUUAUAUUAGUGAAACAAAGCAAUUUUAGCGUUUGCCACGCGGUUGCUUGCGUAUUUCCUCACGCAACUUUGUCAUUUGUUCUGCGUACAAAGUCGCCGUAAUAGUGGCUCCAUGAUUAAGGUAUUCGAUCAUUACCACCACUUGGCUGUCCCAGAAAAAACCCAUGAUCUUACCUGUUGAUGAAAUCGCUUUGGUCUCUUCUCAGUCGUGGAUUGUUUUUUUUUUUCGUUUCCGGAUAAUAAUUGUGAAGCCAUGUUUCGUAUAUAGUAUGAAUGGAGCCAAAAAUCAGUAAAGUUCUUGUUGCAACAAAGUCAAACAGCUUUGUGAAAUACUCACUCUUGCUUGGUUCUGCGCGUCAGACAGCUUUCCGGUCAUUCAGCGCGCUGAGACUUUUUUCAUACUUUUAUAUUCUGCUAUAAAACAACAGUAAUAUGACGAUCCCGCAAGACAAUUUUAUCAACUUUUUAUAUCAUUUCUUCAGUCACUACCGAUGUAGGGCGUCCCAUGCGGGGGACGUCGUUAAUGGAAGUUCUUCCUCACUUGAACUUUGAUGAGUUGACACCAAAGCGCAACCGUAGAAUACGGAGGAGCAUGAACUCCUAAUGUUGCUCUCAAAUCUUGAUAUGGCAGCUCCGUAGUAAAAUUUUUCAAACAGCAAUAUUUUAUUACCGCGCGAACUUCAAUUUAUCCAUUUUUAAGAAUACGUUCCGACACAAUGCAAAUCGAUGACUUCUAUUUAAAAAAAAAAGAAAAAAUAAAAUUGGUUGUUUUUUUUUGAUAUAGGAGAAUGUAUCGCAUUUUCACUAUUUAUUGAACACCCCUCGCACAACGCGCAUCAUACAGGCUGUUAUAUAAAAUUGAAACACUCGUGAUGUUUUGAAAGAUGUCUAUAUUGUAUCGUAAAACGAAUGAGAGCAUGCCAUAAAUCACAAUAAAAGUAGCUAUCAAAAACACAUUGGAAAAAAGAAUGACAAUUUCAUAAAGCUUGAGAAUUAUGUUUUGAUAUAAUUAAAACUACUUGUGCAGUUUAAUGUCGCUUUUUUAUAAUCAUUAUAUUAUUUCCAAUGUUUCGAAUAUUUAACAGUUUGCGUGUUCACAGAAAUAAUAUUAUUAUAAUUUCAACAAAAAUUCGCGAGAUUAAACCUUAAAGUAGUUUUGAUAGUUAUCAUGUCUACGGCUUGCAAAAAUCGAAAUGUUUCGAUAUACUUACUCUACAAUGUAAACAAAGUUUACACAAUUUUGUCAUACUGUAAAAUGGAUCGAAGAAACAAUCCAAAAUCUUAUGUAAUUUGAGUGCCUUGUAACAUAAGUAUAUUUAAAUUAACAAUGUUAUUGAAUAUAUUAAACUUGUUUCAUAUAUAA